Emys orbicularis (European pond turtle) is the source of this 822-nucleotide messenger RNA. RefSeq names its product sucrase-isomaltase, intestinal-like. The record is from RefSeq and is a predicted model, not a curated record. The coding region runs from base 1 to 822 and encodes 273 amino acids. Lineage: Eukaryota; Metazoa; Chordata; Testudines; Emydidae. Gene Ontology annotation, molecular function: alpha-1,4-glucosidase activity; carbohydrate binding. Gene Ontology annotation, biological process: carbohydrate metabolic process. The transcript is spliced from 7 exons.
AUGAUGUCACUGUUCGGCAAUGAUAUUUCUCCUGUUGCCAUGGACGUGGAGUUCCAGACGAAAGACCGACUCAGGUUUAAGAUUUAUGAUCCUAACAGCCAACGAUUUGAAGUUCCACUCAAGAUUGAGUCUCCAUCCACUGCUGCUGCUGACACCAGCUAUGACAUCGAGUUUAUAAAUCAUCCCUCCUUUCAGUUUAAAAUCAUAAGGAAAAGCACAGGAACAGUGCUGUGGGACACAUCACUUGGAGAUUUAAUUUUUUCCAAACAGUAUCUGCAGAUUACCACCACUGUGCCAUCCACCUCUGUUUAUGGAUUUGGUGAACAUGAACAUCCAUCCUUUAAGCACAAUAUGAAUUUUGUUAAUUAUGGGAUGUUUUCCAGAGACCAGCCACCAACGACAUUUGCCAAUCUUUAUGGAGUUCAUCCUUUUUAUAUGUGCAUAGAGAGUGACUCAAAUACUCAUGGUAUCCUCUUACUGAACUCCAAUGCACAAGAUAUUACUCUGAGUCCAAAUCCAUCCUUAACCUUCCGCACCAUCGGAGGGAUCCUCGACUUCUAUGUAUUUCUUGGCCCAACUCCUGAAAACGUAGUACAGCAAUACACAGAGGCCAUUGGACGCCCACAUUUUCCUUCCUAUUGGUCGCUGGGAUUUCAGCUGUCCCGUUAUGGGUAUGGCAGCCUCGAUGUGGUAAAGAAAACAGUUGAUCGCAUGCGGCAGUAUGGUAUUCCAUAUUUACAUAGUGGUCAAUCUGGAGUAUCUGUGAUGAACUCAGUGGAGCUAUACAUUGGAUUUACUGCGGAGAACGUUAGAGCAGAAUAG